Messenger RNA from Ascochyta rabiei, 2061 nucleotides. RefSeq names its product Non-specific serine/threonine protein kinase. Gene Ontology annotation, molecular function: ATP binding; protein kinase activity. Gene Ontology annotation, biological process: protein phosphorylation. The coding region runs from base 1 to 2061 and encodes 686 amino acids. The transcript has a single exon. The record is from RefSeq and is a predicted model, not a curated record. Lineage: Eukaryota; Fungi; Ascomycota; Dothideomycetes; Pleosporales; Didymellaceae.
AUGUCUAUGUUUCGCAGGCCUGGAGAAUCCUCAUCGUCGUCUUCUUCAGAGGCUUCCUAUGACCGAACGGAGGAUGAAGAGCCGGAAUCGUCUCGCCAGAAUGGCUUUUUGUCCCGCAUCAACACAUUGGAAUCAGGUGCAUCUGGAGUACCUGUAGAUGCGCAGCGCCCAUCUCUUGCAGAAUUGAGGCAAGAAUCGGCCCAAGAUGUGCGAAACAUUAUGCUUCAUGCAAUGCUGGAGGAGAAGGCCAUUGCAGAAGCUGCAGCGCGGCUGAAGACAGACCCCACCGAUCCGGAGGCUCAGAGGCAGGGUCGAGAAGCGUACCAACGGCUUGCUCGUCAAUUGUUUGACGACAAGUAUGCCAGCGACGAGUUCCGAAGUCAUCGUAAGCAGGCGCAGCAAGGUAUCAAUACACUGACUAGCAGCCAUCUGCAAACACUGUCCACAAUCCCGCAAGAUACUCAAGCGUUGGUCAUGCACCACAUGCAAGGUAACGCCGUGCCUGCACCACAGCCGCCGCUUCCUGGUAUCGAAGUUCUGUCAGGCCUGCACUCACCGGCGGGAUUGUAUCUACGCGGGUAUCCGGACUUGCAAAAUGACCGCUAUGUGCGAGACUUCUCGGAACUCGAGGUUGUUGGUAAGGGUGGCUACGGCAAGGUCUACAAGGUCAAGCACAAGCUCGAUGGAUCGUUUUACGCAGUCAAGCGUAUUCCUGUGCCCCCUGCCAAGCUAGCAAAAGUUCAGCAGCAAGGGCCGGAGGCGUUGAGCAGCAUGUUGGAAGAAGUACGGUCUUUAGCCCGCUUCGACCACGCAAACAUUGUCCGUUACCACAAUGCAUGGCUGGAAUUUACAACACCACCUACGGAAAGGCCGUUUGUACCAAUGACGACCGUCGUACGAGAUAACCGGCUGCUCGAGGAUCCUGCAAACUUCUCUUCGAGCCCCUCGGACGUGGACUAUCUCCAGAAGAAGAUGGACAGCAUGCAGUUUGAGGAGCCAUCAGCCAACUCUGGCGCAGACAUUGUCUUCGAAGCAAGCGACACUGGCGAGGGAGACAACUCAAGGGGCAACGUGGACCACCUGUCCCUUCGAGAGCAGCUGAGCGUCAAGCGAAAGAAACGGCGUAGCAGCCAGGCCAGCCAGGCUACGAUUGCGACUGUGUCGUCUACAAGGUCUCGCAUGAGCGCCGUGGAGGAUGUUUCCGAGGAUUUCGAUGACGAGGACGUUGAGAUGAUCCCUCGACGACACAUGCCCUCGUCGCAGGACCUCACGACGGAUCUGUCGGACAGCAUGGUCUCACACAGCGAUGGGCCGGCAGGGCCUCUUGUCAAGACGCGAGCGAGCGGCCCAGUCCUGACGCUGAACGUGCAGAUGUCACUGUAUGAGAGCAGCCUCGCCGCGUUCCUCUCGCCCGAGCGCACGUCGUUGUCGAGCCAGGCCGAAGUGAGGCACUGCUUCCACGCAUGCGUAUCGUGGGAGCUCCUGAGCAACAUCCUCGCGGGGGUCGAGUACCUCCACAGCCAAGGCGUGGUGCACCGCGACCUCAAGCCAGCCAACGUGUUCCUCUCGCUCAGCACGGGGCGGCGGGGACCAUACGGGUCGGUGGAUCUCUCGUCGUGCAAGGCGUGUCCGGAGCGGGCGUGCGUGCACGUGGUACCGCGGAUAGGUGAUUUUGGCCUCGUGGCCGCGCUCGACGAGGCGAGCAGCACCGAGUCCCGAAACAGCAGGGCGGCGAGCACCAAACCCGUGGGCACGGAAUUCUACCGCCCGUCGACGAGCAGCCGCAACAGCGACAAGCUGGACGUGUUCGCGCUCGGGGUCAUGGCCGUGGAGCUGCUGUGUCCGUUUGGCACGCGCAUGGAGCGCAGCGCCACGCUGUCGCGACUGCGGCACGGCGCGUUUCCCGACGGCUUCGCGGCGCGCUUGGGUCCGCAGGGCGACAGGGCGCAGCAGCUGAUUGGCGCCAUGGUGCUGGCGGACGAGCAGCAGCGCAUGGGAUGCGAGGAGGCGCGUGGCGAGGUGGCGAGGUUGGUGGAGGCGUUGCGCGGGAGCAGCUGUUGA